AGUAAAACCAGCAGCCCAGACCUAUCAAAUAUGAAGUUCAACUUAUGAUGAGCACACCUUUCAGAGUUAUUAGUUAAAAGUUAAAACCCAUGAACCAUGCAUAACACUGAACAUGAAAUAGUUCAUUAAAGUGCAAAUCUAAAUCCCAAGAAACUCAAUUUCUUGCACUCUUCCUUCCAGGUAAGGAAAAAAAAUUUCAACUAUAAUCCUUCAAUCUGGUUUUACAUAUCAACUGGGUAUUAUUGAUGUAUAAAUCUCUGGAGUUACGAAUCUUCCAAGUGUCAUUUUAUAAGAAAAAUGAAAAUCAUAGGUAACCAUAUCCAUUCAGAGAGCUAUCUGUAAUUCAGACAGCAUUAGCUUUUUAAUCGUGAAUAUUAAAGGCAGACAGACCCCCUUCAAGCAUCAUCUUAUCCUAGCAUCUAAAGGACCAAACAGACAACUUUUAAUACAUGAUCAAGUAUUUUGAAAAUCUAAGUCAAUCCUUCAAAUCGUACACAAUAAUAGCAAACAGUUGUUGAGCUAACAGAAUCAGGAUGGCUUAAACUAAAAAUAAUCAGAAUGACAAGUACAGUAUACGAAAAGGUUGCAAACAAGUUGGCUUGUUGGCCAUUCCUUCUAAAUGAAGCAAUGUUUUGCAAUAGCAUAAAUAUGGCAUAAUGGAGCACAAUCAGAGGGGAUGGUACUAAAAGAACCAACUAUUUUCUAGCAGAAAUUAAAGAGGCAAGUUUAAAGAAGAACACCAUAAUGUAGAAAUCUAAGAAUGAAAAAGAAAACAUCAAAAAGAACAACCUUGGGAUCAAUGUUAGGAUCGCCUCCAGAAUCAACUACACAGCCUUUGACUUUCUCCAACAAAUUAGGCUUAUUAAGCAAAUUAUCAAGAAUGGCACCAUACCUGCUCUCAAAGAGCCAAAAAAGAAGAACUCAAAUUUCAAUAACACAAAACCCAUAACAAUAAAAAGCCAAAAACAUGAAUCACAUUAUACGCACAGCAGAAAGUUAAAUUAGGAACCUACCCAAGCCAACCAGUGUUGCUGAAGGUAUGAAAAAUCAAGAAUCUUUCACGCCCAUCCUUUUCUGAUUCAGACAGCCAAGACGUGAGCUCAUGAGUCAAGCCAGAAAUUCUAUCCUCCAACUUCUUACCCAGAUCAAAAGAAAGCACAUCAUUGAUAGAAGCAACAAAGGUUAUAGCAUGAAUGCCCCUCGAAUUAUACAACUCCACGUACUUCCUCAAAUGUUUCGGCUUAGCUCCAAGCCAUCCCAAUAACACAGCAGUAACAAUUGGCCCUUUCUCGCCUAUAAUCCCAUUUUCCCUCCCGUGAAUUCCAUUCUGAGCAUAGUUCCAUUCGAAAGAUUUCUGCUUUGGGUCAGAAAAAAACCGAGAGAAAUUUGAGCUGAAGAUGAUUUUAUCGAGAUUAAAUCCAGAGAUUGAGACUGGAUUAGAAAACCCAAAUGGGAUUGAGGCCUGAGAGCCGUGAUGAGGAACAUAGGCGUUAGAGCAUAUAAUGGGGUGAUGAUUUUGGCGGUGAAGCAGUGAAGCUGGAGGAAGUGGGGCAGAACGAGGUCGAUAAUUGGGAGACGACAAGAUGGGCGCAAUUUUAAGAGGGUGAAAGCAAGGGGUAAACUGGCGCGCGGAGGAAUUUAGUAAAAUUCGCACCGAGGCUUCCAUCACCACGAGAAAUGGGAAAUGAGUUUAGUGGGGAUCUCAGUAUUUUGCCUAUUUGAUGAACACAGGCGAAAAGAGAUAGCGUACUAAUAAUAUAUGGCGAAUUGGGUCCUUCAUUCUUUUGGUAUAUUACUAUUACCUCCUACUUCUAGUAUUCAUUUUUGGCCAGCACAAUUGAAUUUGUCUCUUUACCGAGCAUAUUUGUUGAUGAAGCAAAGGAAACUUAAAAGGGGGAUUCUUUAUUUCUUUCAUGCUUUUAUUCUUGGAAACUAGGAAGGAGCGUAGAUUUUACCACAUGCUCCUAUUGUCCUAUAUCUUGUAUAGUUUGUGAAUGGUAGUACAUUUUCUUCAUGGUCAAGGACAAUAUUCAGAUAUUAUAACCUUGUUUUACCGGAAAAAUCUUUUAAUACCUUCCUGGAGAAAACAAAAUUGAUUGGCCUUUAAAUGGCCACGGCCCACAACCUAAGAGUGCAACUGCCACCACAGAAAGGUAAAAAACAACAAUACCAACACUAUAUAUCUUCAGAGUUCAAACUGCGGUGUGGAAAUCUCACUUCACAUACUCCUCCGAAGAUUCCCUCUCGUAAUCUCUGUGAAUUUUUUGUCAAAAUUCAACAUUUGCAACUCAAAUUGGUGUGUUCUGUUCUCAUAGUUCUUAAAGCUUGCCCCUUUGUGGCCUUGAGAUGGAGCUGAUGUCCGGUUCUUGUGCUAAUUUGUCAGAUUGUGGGAGGGCAGAGCUCUUCAACCUCAAACCUCGUAGCCAAUUGACAGCCCCAGUUAAACUUGGGUUUCAUCAUUAUUACAAGAGCAAGUGUGAAUUAAGUCGGAGAAGUUUUGCGUUCAAGGGAAUUGUGGCUGCUGGAGCUUCAGCGGUUGCACCUUCUGUAAUGCCUAAACCUUCGCAAGGUCUUGAAAGACUUCCUUUUAAGCCGGAGGGCUACAACUAUUGGACGUGGCGAGGGAGAAAGAUACAUUAUGUUGUGGAAGGAGAAGGGUUCCCAAUUGUUCUAAUUCAUGGAUUUGGUGCUUCUGCAUUUCAUUGGAGGUAUAACAUACCUGAGUUGUCUAAAAAGUACAAAGUGUAUGCCCUGGAUUUACUGGGCUUUGGCUGGAGCGAGAAGGCAAUUAUUGAUUACGAUGCCUUGGUUUGGAGGGAUCAGGUUGUAGAUUUUAUGAAGGAGGUUGUCAAAGAACCUGCAAUUCUAGUUGGUAACAGUCUUGGAGGUUUUACUGCUCUAGUGGCAGCAGUGUCAUUGCAAGAGCAAGUCAGAGGAGUUACAUUACUGAACUCAGCAGGACAGUUUGGGGAUGCCAUAUCGGACAACAAUGAAUCUGAGGAAACAGCUUUGCAGAAAUUUUUUCUAAAGCCUUUAAAAGAAAUCUUCCAGCGUGUAUUUCUUGGAUUUUUGUUCUGGCAAGCCAAGCAACCAGCUCGGAUUGAAUCAGUCUUGAAGAGCGUUUACAAAGAUGCUUCAAACGUAGACGACUAUCUCAUUGAUUCAAUUACGAGGCCAGCAGCUGAUCCUAACGCUGGUGAAGUUUACUACAGACUAAUGACAAGAUUCAUGUCAAACCAGAGGAAGUAUACACUAGACAGCGUCUUAAACCAGCUGUCAUGCCCACUUCUUCUGAUAUGGGGUGAUUUAGAUCCAUGGGUUGGUCCUGUCAAGGCAAUUCGCAUCAAGGAGUUCUAUCCGAAUACUACUCUUGUUAACUUACAAGCGGGGCAUUGUCCCCAUGAUGAAGUUCCUGAGCUUGUCAAUAAGGCUUUAUCGGAGUGGGUAUCGAGUUUGACGUCUACAACUCCUGAGACGGCAUGAACUUGCUCUGUCUUAACACAAUGCAGCAAGAGAGCACUAGUAACAUUGGAUGUGUUUGGUGUAUUUUAAAAGAAACUGGAAACCCAACUCCAGCUGUCUCAAAAGGUCUAUGUCGGUCAUGGGAUGGAUUAUGGAGGGUACAAGAGAUUGAUGCUGAUGCGAAAUCCACAAAGGUGAUCAAUAGCUGUAUCUGAAUCUUGAAGGUAAAUAUGGCCUUCAGAAGCUUCUAGUGUGAAUCAUGGAUUCAUUGAUUGUUGAGCAGAUAUUGGAAAUCUAUUGUAAGAAAAGAUAAAAUUAGAGUUAUUGAAACGUAUAUACGAAUUUAGUGACUACACUGUUAUCGACUAUUGCAGAGAUUGAUACUUUCACACAUAAUUUUGUCAUUUAUUGGAAUACAUGGUUCAAUUGAAGGUAUAUUACUGUAUUUUGGUGGCUUAAAUCCUUUUCAAGCUGUACUCUCCUUGGCCUAAUCAGAGCAGGGAGACAGCCCAUCACUGUCUUCGAAUCCUAUGAGAGUUCUUAAGUUCAACUGGUCACAAGACUCAACAGUUUCGCCAUCUAUUGCUUAGUCAAAUAGCUCUUGACGCAUGGAGAAAGCAUCUUUCAACUGGAUCUGCAAUUGGUAAGUUCAGAGAACUUGUUUGUCCGCUUGGGAAGACAGCUGGAAGAUCAUUGUUUUCUAAGAUGGUUUCUAAGAAUAGUACAAACUCUGAUGCUUUUGAACUUUGUUUUUUUUUUAAACGGUACCUUGUAUUAAUACCUAAAUUGUAGUUUGGAACAAUGGAGUUGGCCAUUCAUUGGAACUUGAAAUUUUUUUCUAAAAU
Messenger RNA from Oldenlandia corymbosa var. corymbosa, 4307 nucleotides. Lineage: Eukaryota; Viridiplantae; Streptophyta; Magnoliopsida; Gentianales; Rubiaceae. The record is from the annotation of a GenBank genome assembly.